UUUAGCUGCUGAGAAGGUGCUUGGUCGAGUUGCGACCAGGGCAACAUUCAGAGAAGAUUCUCAUGGACCCAGGCUGAGGGGUCAGACUGCAGAGCAGGACACAGCCAAGAACACUAACCUAUCAGCACAGUCAUUGCCAUCAGUAAGAGCUCAGUCAGAGCCAGAGACACAGAGGAAGACAAGGAUAACACCUGAAACAGAGAAGUUAAAGCUCACUCAGAAGAUAGGAUGGCUGAAUGAAACUUCCACACUGCAGGAUGAUAAAGCAGCAAAGAUCACUAGAAAUAGUACUAUAGUAAAAUAUGUAGGGCUUGAUACUGGCACAGUAGCAGAGUCCCCCCUUUCUGCUCCUGGCUGGCCAUCUGACAGUGACAGAUCCAGUGAACCCAUUUCAUCUAGCAAAAUAAAGGAGCCACACGGUCCAGGAGGCGUCACAAACAUAACAGUAUAUUCACAAACCUCUGGAUCUCUUCAUCAGCCAAACCAAACCAAUACAGCCAGAGAUGUCUCUGGGAUGAAAGGUGUAGUAGUACCAUCUCAGACAGUGGAGACAGCCAUUCUCAGUCCCACUGCAUGGUCAGAAAACCCCACUGAACCAGCCCUGCUGAUCCAGGAGUCAGACAGUGAUGGAGAAUCAAUAGGCUCAGGGAGAAAUACAUCAGUGAGGUUAGAUGAUUUACAGAUCCCACCUGAACCCAAACAGGGCUUAUGGCCUACAAGACAAACAUGGUCCUUAGAACCCACCAUAAAACCCAACCUUUUGGAAUUCAAGAAAAUAGAUGCGGAGGAGCUACUGAGGCAGGCUGUGAUUCCUCUGCCUCCAGUGCUACCUCCAAAUAAUAGCACUGUCACAGGGAGAAAGACUUUCCCAGAGGCUUCUCUGCCUCCAGUGCUAUCUCCAACACCUCAAAAUACCACUGAUAUCACUUCCACAUCAACAGGUGACAAAGCUUCAAAGAGACAAAGAGGCCGAAAGACUGUGACAAAGACUUUGACAGAUUCUGGACUAGUCAUGGAGAAGGGGGAUAAAGUUUUAUCCCAGGAAGAAGUUGAUGAGGACAAUGAUAAGGAAUCAGAGACAGAGGAAACAGAUGUAGGCGACAGCAAGUUGGCACACGACAUCACUCAAGUCAACACAAGGCAGUUUAAAAAUAAUGGGGGAGCCGUCAAAACUGAUGUUCUAACUGAGCUCAUGUCCCCGGAGCCGAGAGGAUCAGAGCGGGAACUGCCGCCUACCCCUCUACCUCCUGCCAGUGUGCCAGCCAAUCACCAACCAAGACACGCACUCAAAGAGCGAGGGACAGCCUAUAGACCGGGUCUUCGAGUGCAACAGGGACUUCAGGGCCCACCUGGUUUGACAGGGCCACCUGGACCAAAAGGGGAUAAAGGCUACGCUGGCGGGAUGGGCCGGACUGGACGCACAGGUUACCGAGGCCCCAUUGGUCCACCAGGGAUGCCCGCCAUCGUAGUGUUCAAGAGCUCUGAGGAAGAGUGGGAGACCUUCAAGAAAAAGACAUUCUACAAAAAGCUUGUUGCAACUUGGCCGAGAUUGAAGGGCCCUCCAGGGCCUCUUGGCCCCCCUGGGGAUGCUGGACCUCCUGGACCCCCAGGAAUUACUGGAAAACAAGGACAAAAAGGAGAUGGAGGGAAAAUCGUAGGUAUCUCCAUUUUAUCUGAAUUUGAUCAGAGUCUACACCGAGGCAUAACUUGUUUUGCCUGUGAGUUGAAACUCAGUCAAUGA
Salvelinus fontinalis (brook trout) is the source of this 1741-nucleotide messenger RNA. RefSeq names its product collagen alpha-3(V) chain-like. NCBI's taxonomy places the organism in Eukaryota, Metazoa, Chordata, Actinopteri, Salmoniformes, Salmonidae. The record is from RefSeq and is a predicted model, not a curated record. The transcript is spliced from 7 exons. The coding region runs from base 515 to 1741 and encodes 408 amino acids.